AUGGCAAACUGGAGCAGAAUAGAAAAUCAGCCUCUGCUGAAAACAAUUUUUAGAAGACCUCCGAUCAUAUCCUUCAAAAGAGGUAAAUCUCUGAAAGACAUGCUUGUAAGAGCAAAAAUGUAACUCGAAGGCAUUUGAUAAUGCGACGCAACCACAAAAACCACAUUGGGAGUCGUGCAGGUCUGUCUUUGACUUCCUUUUAUUGUUUAGUAAUUAAUAGCUUGGGACCAGGCUCCUUAAGAGUGUGUCCAUGAGAAAACCAGGCAGAACCAGGCAGGGGGUGAUAAUGCUCAAAUCACCGAUUUCGCUCAAACUUGGUACAAAUGUUAGGUAUCAGGAGUUAGCUUAUGUGAGAGAAUGUCAGGUCAAAAUAUUAAAUUCCCUGGGAGAUCCGGGCUCCCCCUGUAAAAAUCGCCAUUUUGCCCGUUUAUGCAUAAUUAAUUAGCUAACUUUACGAUGCCAGUGCAACAAACAGAAAAGCCACCUGGAACUUAAAUGCACUGAGAGAUAAUCUGACAUCAUAAGACUUUAAGCACAAUAAACUGUUUAAAGUCGCCGAUUCGAUUUCCCCCCUCUUAGCCCCCUUAAGUUGGGUCAUCAUUUCCAAGUUUUGAGUAAGACGUAAAAUUAGGGUAUUUUAUUCCCAAAUAUCUCUGAUGAGCAACCGCUUAUCUUUAUAACUUUUGCAUGAGUAGUUAAAGCCAUCACUUAAGUUGAGAAAAAGAUCAUAAAAAGUUUGGGCAAUUCACUUUCUUCCAUGUGUUGACAUAAACUGUUCAUGUGACUGAACGACUUUUGCAUAUUUCAUCAAAAUUCAGGCCCUCACAAUAUUCGUGUGUUUGCCUUUGAAUGAGGAGAAAUCGAACAAAAAAACUCAUCAGACAAUGAUUUAACAUUAAUAAGGGUAAAAUCAUAAAAAUUGUUGUGCAAGAAACGCUAACGAUGAUUUUUGAUAGCUAUAUACGCGAUCUUUUCAAGUAAAAACAACAUACAAAGAUUUAAUUCACAGUUCUACUUACUUUAACAAUUUCGCCCUAAAAACAAUAUAAACGAUCAAUAAAAUCCAUAUACGUAUCUCUUAGAUGUCUCAACUGCUAGUUUGUGCCCGCUUUGAUUUGUUCUUCAUGCCACCUUCGAUGUCCAGUUCAGCGUAGUUCAGCGUCGUGACUCGCUGUACGACUAAAAUUCCUUAGCCAUCAGUUUACGCACCAAAAUCCAAAUCAAGUUGUUUUAGGACAAAACAAUACGAAAGGUAGAAAGCCGAUUCUUAACCCAUUGAAAGAAUUAUUUCUGCCACUGUUGUAGCUCAAUUCACAUGUUGCAAACGUCCGACAUCUUUGACAUUAAAUGGAGCCCGCAUUUUUAAGCAGCGGUUGCCACCAUACGGAAACAUCGUAUCGGGAGUCAGGAACCAGGAGCCAGGAGCCAGAGUUCAGUGAACAAAAUGACUUUCCGACAUUCUCUGAGAUUAUUUUAUUGUUAUUGUAUGCUGAUAAAUAAUUUAGAAUUCCAUAUCUAUUGGCAACUUUAUUCAGACCAUGAUUAUAAAUGAUCCCAUGUCUUCUCAAACUCGGAGAUAGAAGUCGUUUUGUCUUCGUGUUUUGGAAAGAACUAUUUUUUCUAUUUUAGUUGCACGUGAAAUAGCAGCGAAGUGAAGCCGGAUGUUGGUGCAGACCAGUUCAAAGAGACAAAUAAAGCGUGAGACACGUCCAGAUUGGCUUGCGACAAGAAUUCCAUUUUUUUUUCAUACUGGAGUCCCUUCUCCCCGGGGGAGUGUCCAAAUUGCGUACAAAUGCCCUACCCUGCUGGCACCAGAUUUGACUGUCAUAAACAGUGAAUUUUUUUUUUUAUCUCACGGUCUUUUGGGGGUCUUAUAAAGCCUAACUGUGGCACUAAUGUUCCCAAGUAGAAUUCAAAAUACACCACACUUUCACAUUGAGUUAGAUAUUUUUCUCAAACAACCGCUUCCAUAUGUUUAACACCCUUCCCACAUUCCCUCCGAGAGAUACUUCAACUGUAAUACUUCGAUUUCAAAUUUCUCACCCUACCCAGGUAAGGUCAAUUUUCUCGUCCUAGACAUCGAUCUCGGAAGGGCCUUUUUGCGUACUCUUGGGCACCAAAACCAGUUUAGUGCCCAGCCGUGUGCCGUGCUGAGGCAGGCAGAUGUUGAAUUAUGGACAGACACAACAAUUAAGUUACAGACAUUUGAUGUUCCGGUCCGUGCGUGGUCGGAAGACACCCAGUAAAUAAUGCCCAUGGGGUUGCCCAAGGAAAAUUUGGGUUUUACGAGAGUCGAACUGCAGGAGGUCUUUAACGAGGAAAAGUGCGGACACAUCUACUUUUUGGAGUGAAUGUACUGCAUGCAAUUUUUAAGUUACAAUAUACUAUAGAUAAAUCUAAUUUGUUUCUAAAGUUCCUCUCAUACUCCGAGUAGCUUAGGACAUACAGGGAACGCAGAGAUCAGACCAUUGCAUCAUGGAAAAUUCUCAAUCAGACUGUCAUCGUAAAAAGUGGUCGCGGUCGUUUACUGGAUGUGGAUGUGUUCGUUUACAGGAGGUUCCAACUACAAGCGCUUUGACUUGAUAAUAUAUUUGGUGUGUUGAAUAAGUGAUCGCUUAUUGGGAAGUGGUCACUUAAGUUGGGUGGUCGCACGUAGGUUCGACUGUGCCUCGUUAAGCGAAAAUUUGUUAAAAUGUAAGAGAAAUCCUAAAAUUGUAAUACAGUGGAAGCUCUCGUACGAGGGCGCCCUCGGGACGAGAAAAAGGUGUCCUUAACUGGAUCUGGCCGCUUACAAGAAUGAAUCUCAUAUGCAGCAUAGUUAUGCAAGUGGAAUUCAGCCACUUUAAAAGUGGUGUAAAGGUUAGAUAGCCGCUUACGGAAGCUCCUCCCAGCUACAAAUUAACACUGGUAAUAGCAAAAAACUGUUUUUUAGUGUAUGGUUACGCUGAUGUUCUUGCCUUGUUGUAAUUUAGGUAAAAGCAUACAAUUCAGUUUGUAUUUUCAAGUGUAACCGGACGAGUAUGUGAAAAAACGGUAACUCUGAAACGGAUAUAUAAGAAUGAUUCAUAACAGUGACAAACAGCCAUAUGACUGUGGACAUGAUAUGAAAAAAAAAAAAACAACAUUCAGAGGCGGAUAAGAUUUCUUUCGAGUGUCUGCUUAGGAGAGCUUUAAAUCAAAGCUAACAUCUAAUUCGCCGGUAAACCCUUUAAGUGUCCGCGGCCGCCUACGGGAAUGUAAAAAUCCAGAGUUUGUGUGGGAGUUGAAACGGGAUUUUGUGAUGGCGGUCGUAAGUAGAGCUAUUCGCUAUAUACGAGAGUGUCCGUUAAGAGAACUUAAUCUACUGUAUGAAUCCGCAAAUGACAGCUUAAAUGAGAAGUGAAUAUAGUGUAUUAGUCUGUGUUCAAGAAACUGUUCUCUUACACCUUCCUUAUAGCCAAAGAAGUCUAGCCGACUUUUUUUGCAAUGUAUUAGUGCCCCCUUUUGGGUCUUUUGUAUUCCUCAGAAGUUUUUCCUCAACACGUUUAUAAACGGUUAUUAUUAUAUUUUUGUAGUCAAUAAUAUACCCAGAUACAGAUACCAACCUGUAUAGUUGUAAGACUACGAGGAUUAAAAUACAACUAAGUAAGUAAUUAUACCCAGUGGCAAGUCAUUAAUUGUCUAAAAAUUGCACGGCACGGUCUGACUACAAAAAGGGCUAUUAUGGACCAUUAUUAUCAUGGUAAUUAAUGUCAACAUCGAAUAAACUCAAAAUUUCAAGUAACACGACUUUCACAACCUAUUUUCAACACACCAGUUAUAACAGGAUAUUGGCGCGUACAACAAUAGAUAGCGUAUUCCGCAUUCCGGAGUCCGGUAGUCCGGCGUCACAGAUUCCAUCUUUUUGGCAGAGUCUAAAGUCAAAGAUGGAGGGUGUUCGAGCAGGUGGUUGUUUUCUGUAGAUAUAGACGGAUUGUCAGUGAUCCUUCUUGUCCUUUGAGAAUGAUUUUGUUCUUUCUGACUACAACUUAUUUCAAAGACUUCGAAUGUUCGGUGAAAAGCCGACACUUUUAAUUCUGCAAUGUUUCAAGAUGUUUCGAUUUCAUUACCUCGUCACGAAGUAACGCCACAAAGGACCAGACGAAACUGGAGCAGCAAAUCUGGACUAAAGCACCUGAGAGACGUGUAUGUAACAUUUAUUCACUAUCUUUUAUCCUUGUUGGGUCUUGUUUCACCUACAAGUUGGACCGAUCGAAGUUUUGAACUAACUCUUUUGCUCCUUGUGUUUACUCAAGCGCUCCAUAAAAUAUCCAUCCAAACGUCCAUAAAUAACACAGAAAACAUGCCUCAGGUGACACGUUCUAACAAUUCCGCUAUUAGUAUCGAUAAUGACGCAUCUGAUUUGUGACUUCUUGUCAACUUUGUGCUAUUUUUGUUUAAAAAAACGAAUGUUACGUUUCUUCCAAUUUUGGUCAAAUGACAAAUAAGCGUCAAGUCAGAUGUACAUAAUACGUCAUUAUUGAUAAAGUAUGAGAUUGCCCAAAUAUUUUAUGAUUGAUUUGAUAACCUUAAAGAUGUCUUUCAAAGAAUAUGUGAGAAUUAAGUACAUAGGUUGUUGCUCAUGGGAGAUGUUAGCCACUAAAAUACCUUAAAUUUAGGGUUUGGUCAAAACAGUGAGAAGAUGUCCUUACUUUAGGCUAAAUAAUAGGAAGAGAUCGAAUUAGAGAGUAAAAAUAAAUUACUGAGCAUUAAGUUUGAUAAACAUAGAAGAUGAUAAAGUUGAUUAGAUUUGAAGUUGUCUUUUCUUCUUGUUGAACAGCCAAACCAAAGUCAGCUAAUUAAUUAUGCAAAAAUGAGUAGAUUUUGUCGUUUUUAGGGGGGGUCCCUGUAAAUCCCAGGGAAUUCAAUAUUGCGACCUUAUUUUUUGUGGAGGUUAAUAUCUCACCGCACCCAUCAAUUGUGCCAAGUUUGAGCGAAAUCCGUGAUUUGAGCAUUAUCACCCCCUGCCUGGUUCUCUCAUGGACACACUCUUAAAUGGAAAAAGAGUGAAUAACGGAGCAAUCGCGAAAGAGGCAAACCGAGGGAGGGGAAGUAAGACAAGUGACGCCACACUACCCCAGUUGCCACUUGUUUUUCCCAAGUGCCAGUGGGAGAGUAAAAUGCUAUCUAAGAUUCAUCACCCCAGACAAAAUGUUUUUUUUUUUUUAAGUUUGACCACUAAGCUGCUCAAUUAUUCUAAUAAGAGCUGCCAGUCAAAACAUCAUUCCAGAAAUCCGAAGUGAGACGCUGGAAUAUAUAUAUAUUCAGUGGUUAUAGGCUCCUGAUAUAAUGUUUAUAGUUAAGGUAAAAAAAAACACUGCAAAAACCGUGUACGAACAAUCUUGCUCAACGUCGGAUCCGAUAUAUUUUGCUCCGAAUAUAUUUUGCUCAUGAAUCAAUUAGUGUAUCAUGAUUUAUAACUGAACUUGCUACCUACCAACCUUUUUAUUUCUCCUUCAUCGUCUGCUAGAAAUUUACUUGGGUUGUUCGCUUUUGCAAACUUUGAUGUAUUAUCAGUACUCUGCACUUCUUAAAUCUGCACGUGUGAAUUAUUAUUCAAACCUAAUUGAUCAGUGUCAGGGCGACUCACGUAAGCUAUAUAUAUUUCGUGUGGUUAAUUCUUUGUCCAGGGAACCACUUGAGACGGCUCUCCCAGAGCACGAUGAUCCCACUAAGCUAGCAAACGAAUUUGGAACCUUCUUCCUCAAAAAAAAAAGGAAAUCAUUUAGGAAAAUUUUGACAAGUGUCAAGUUCAAGAACCUCGACUUCUUCCUGUUACUCCUAAGGAGAAUCUAAAGAGUUUUCCUCGCCAUCCAUAGAACAAGUGUGUAAUAUUGUUCAAAAUCCUCCAUUGAUGAAUCUUGUCGGUUGGAUCAGGCUGUUCCUACAUGGCUAGUGAAGUCUGUCUUGAUGUAUUAGCGCCCUCUAUCACUGAAAUGGUUAAUCUCUCUCUUCUCAGUGGAAAUUGGACAACCGCUAUUGUCAUCCCUCUGUUAAAAAAAAAACCUGCAUGGACUUGAUUUGGUCUACAAAAAUUUCCGUUCAGUCAGUAAUCUUCCAUUCACUUCUAAGGUAGUGGAAAAGGCUGCACUUCAACAACUCCUCGUCCACUGUGAAAAAAAUGCUCCUCUUCCUAAAUUCCAGUCCGGCUCCCGUAAGUUUCACUCGACAGAGACUGCUCUAUUAAAGGUUCAAAACGACAUCUUGAUGAGUAUGGAUAAUAGUGACACUUCACGUACUCUUGGACCGCCUUAGUGCUGCUUUUGAUGGCAUUGAACAUUCCAUUCUUCUGAAUAUCUUGCACCAGGAUUUUGGAGUCGUCGGGUCUGCUUUAAAUUGGUUCGAUUCAUUUUUAUCUAGUCGCAAAGAACGUAUACUUGUUGGUGAUAAGACCUCUCACGACUUUAAUCUAAACUGUGCAGUCCCCCAGGGCAGUUGCAUGGGGCCUAUUUUAUUUACUCUCUACGUCUUCCUCCUUUUUAACAUUAUUUCUCAAUAUCUCCCUUCCAUCCAUGGUUAUGCUGACGACACUCAGAUUUACCCCUCUUUCCGAACUCCCUCUAUCCAUUCGGAUAUUAGAGCUGUCUCUGUGAUUGAGAAGUGCAUUGCUGACGUUCGCUCCUGCUUCAUUGCGAAUCGUUUAAUGAUCAAUGACGCAAAAACUGAAUUCUUAACCAUUGGCACCCGUCAAAAACUUGAAAAAACAUCUAUUGAAUCUAUUACCAUUGGUAACAGUCAUUAAAACUUUAGAAAGCGUCCGGAACCUUGGGUACUACUGGUUCAGUGCACAUAUGAAUGUUCAUAUAGGCAAGAUUUUUUAUUUGUAGCAGGGCUUUUCGCGGACUAUUCAGCAUAAGACAGAUCAGAACAUUCCUCACCGUGCAAUCGACAAAGACACUGAUCAAUGCCUUUGUAUCUUCGCACCUUGAUUACUGUAACGACUUCUUUUUGGUUUACCUAAACUAUCAACUUGAUCGUUUACAGAAAGUUUAGAAUACCGCGGCUAGAGUGAUUUUUCAGAUUACUAAAUUUGAUCAUAUCACACCCACACUUAUCGACCUAGAAUUUCAGUAACGUUCCGAGCUCAGUUCAAAUUGCUCAUUUUUGUUUACAAGUCCCUACACAAACAAAGUCCACCCUACAUUAAAGAUCUUUUGUCCAUGAAACCAGCUGCUAAUUAUGCACUUCGCUCGUCUGCACAAUCUCUCCUGUUCGUUACUAAAGUAAACUGCUCUACACUUGAGGAUCGGGCCUUUGCUCAUGUUGCACCUGUUUUAUAGAACUCGCUGCCAUUAACUAUUAGAACAAGUAGCAGCCUCGCCAUUUUAAAACAUUUCUUAUUAGGAAAGCUUAUGAUUUAUUGGAAUAGCUAUGAAUGUUUAGUGCUUUGAAUAUUUUAAUUUUCAUUUUGUAUAGAAUUUUAGAUUUUCAUUUUUUAGAUUUUAGCAUGGAAAGGAAAUUUAUUAUUAUUAUUAUUGUUGUUAUUAGCUUUUCAGGAUUUUUUUUAAUGUAAGGCGCUUCUGAAUACUUUAUAGUUCUAGGGCCAUACAAAUUCAUUAUCGUUAUUACUCACCCCUCCCCCACCCCCCCACAGCCUUCAAAACGACAUUACAGUCAGUUUCCUAUUUUGCGCAGACAAAAAAAGAUGUUGCUAGUGCUUAGCCAAAUUAAUGGCAUUACAAGAUAAACAUGUACCGGUAUUCUCGACUUGUCCUAAUCUCGACCGUUCUAAUCUGGACCAGCUUCAGGUGAAAAAAAGUUCAGUUAAGCGACACUAGUUCUUCCUUUAGAACGCAGUUCCCCAUGCAGAGCUCAGGACCAUGCUGUUGUACCGCUUCCAGAAGCUUCCAAUUUUCAAGCGUGUUCAAACUCAAGGAUACGCCAAGUCUACGGUGUUGUGUAUUAGGACCCAGACUCCCCCGGAGUAGGGCAUUGGAACGCCUGACUACGGGAUUAGGAACCACGAGUCGUGUAGGCGAAAUAAAGUCAUCGUUCAAGGUUGAAUCCGUUGUAAUCUUCCAUUAUUUGCCGACUAGAUCGGUCACAACAUACGGUACAGUUAAGUCUGUAUUGUCUUCGAGUUAUUGUGAAGGCCCAAUUAAACAACCGUUUUAUCUCUACAAGACUUAUUAAUCCUCUGCUCAGAUUACUCCCCUCAGAGGAAACAAAACCAAACCCAGAUGAUCAGAUAACACCCGUCGUUCAUUGAAAAGCAGGUCUAAAUGCUCAUCCAGGGAAAACAAUUUGAAAUUCAUACACCGUUGAUUGUAAACCAGUUCUAAUUUUUAUUCACGCUUGAUUUUUAUAAUUAGUUCAGGUUGGUCGGGAAUAUGGUCAGUUGUGUCUUUGUUGGGUGCUCUGAAUAUUAAACAGUUCUGGAUAUUGGUCAACAACAAAGGACAUCAGUAAAAAACCUGGAGUAAUGCAUAACGGAUAAGGCUGUACUUCCUUUUUCAUUUAUCAACCGCACCCAGUAACAGCUUUAUUUCUUCAACCAAAGCUCUUCCGUUUAAAGUGUUAACAGGUAAGAAUUCCUGAUGGUCCUGUCCGUAGAGGGCUAAUAAGAAUGCGCGUCUAGUAUAUUGUAGACCAGUUACUACGAAUAUUAGAGUUCUCACUAUUUAAAGACAACAGCUUGUAUAAUCAGCCAUGAGGCAUCACAAGUGAAAAAAUAAAACCAACUUUCACGACAUCUAUAAUAUCAAACUCUGCUACAGUAUUGUACAAAUAUUUGGGAAAAUGAUAAUUGUUGCCCUGGAUAAGCUAGGAUGCCAAAGACAGCCCUUAAUAUUAUGAAUUUAAACGACAAAAUAUAAAUUUAUCAUUAAUCUUUACUUUAAACGGUCUGUCCAUUUGGUUAUUUGUCGCCGCUAGCUAUUACUCUGACAACCUAUACUGAUCUGAAAUCUUGCGCAUCUGAGUAAUAUACUAGUAAGAGUUAAGGAAGAAUACUAGUAAGAGUUAAAACGAUUCGUGUUACGUUUAGUGUUGUUUGCUCUGCUUUUUAAAGAAGUGUGCCGAAUUCCCACUUGACUCCGAAACUUCAUGGGAAUUCAUAAUUCUGCUUAUUCAGAACUCCUGUCUAUAGAACGGCUUAAAUCCCAUGAUGUUUUUAAUAUUUUUGCUUUUGUUUUGCAUGCAAAAAAAGAGACUCUAUCUCAGAGCCACUUCCGUUUACGCAAGGGAAGAUCGAAAACGCGACGCUUUAAUAGAGAUGAAUUAGUGACUUAUAGAUAUUCAGUAGUAUUGGUGGAGGUACAGAGUGGCAUAGCUUUGCAAUUAUCCCAACAUUUUCACUAAUUUUUGUAACUGAAUAGAAUCAAUGUGGUAUUUCCAAGAGAGAUUCUGAUUAUUACGAACGCCCAGGUAUUUUAUGUAAACUAGUAAGACUCGAGACGAACAUAUUUAUUCUUUUCAUUAUCAAACAUGCAAAGUUUUGGUUGGUAAGCAAGUCGCUUUUGGUAAGGAUGAAAAAUUACAAAGGUGGAUUUAUUAAAGUUAAGAGUUAGUUUGUUGGCUGUCAACCAGUUAUAAAGGUUUUGUAGCUCAUUGUUUACUAUUGUCUCAAGAACUUUCAGAUUUUUGUCCACAUAGAGAAUGUUAGUGUCGUCUGCAGAGAGAUAAAACCUAAAUUUAUUCGAGCAUCUGUGGAUAUCAUUGACAUAUAACAAAAAAAGCAAUGAUCCAAGAACUGCUGCUUGACAAACACGACAUCCAACGACGGCAUUAUCUGAUUGUUCAUGGCCUAAUUGCGUUGAUGCGUGCGAUUUUUGAGAUGUGAGGAGAACCAAUCAUUAAUUAUUCCACGAAAGCCAUAGUGAUUGAGCUUAUCAAGCAAAAUGUCGUGAUCGACGGUUUCGAAGGCUUUUUUAAGAUUAAUGAAUACUCCAAAAGGAGUAGUAGUUGUCCUGUUUAUCAUUAAUACCUUCAUGAAUUUCUCUGAGGAGGAUACAAAAAGUCUCCUCAAGACGUUCAUGUGCGCAGGGCUAACGUCAUCUUCUUUCUCCACUUCAGGAAAAAUCCCGGCUGAGCUCAAGUCAUUAACAACUGGUUACUUGAUGAAAGUUGUUUCUAUGAUGAGCUAGGGAUGGCCAACACAGAGAAAGUUGCUGCUGUUCCACAAGGUACAGGUGUGAUUUAUUCUCCGAUCAGUUGUUUUAUUCCUCGAGUCGUUGCUCUUCAAAUUAAAGAGAAAUAAGCAGGAAACACAUCUAUACCUUUUGGAUGAUGGCAUUCCUCUUUAUCACAACGCAAUUAACCCAGUAAAUAUAAUGCAUUAUUUAUUGUUAAUAAUAUCCAAAUAUUUCUAUAUUUCUGUAUAUAUUCUAUUUUCUAGAUGAGGCCGCUGCGCCACCACCCUACACCGAACAACAAAUGGGUGGAAGUCCGUCAGGUUCCCAAACGCAGCCGGUUUACCCAGCUCAGUUACAUUUUCCUGCAAGCGAAGGGUACUUAGGACAAGCUACUGGGCAUUAUCCUGGACAACAGCCCAGUUAUACUGCGCCUACUCAUCCAUUUGCAGCUUCUCAGCCUACGUAUCCUCUUCAAACUCUUCAGCCUGCUCCGGUGCAUCAUACAUCCACUGUAAUAAUGCCUGUACGUUUUUAAAAGUUGCUUUCUAUUCACCUAAGCAGGCAAAGAAACCAAGUUAUAAUAUUGUAUAAACACUGAAUGCUCCAUUUCGAUUCCGUUCUAAAAACGGCUUGCAGGCGUUCUCAUUAACCAAAUAAGCGUUUGAAAAGCACCUCUUUAAACUCAUACACUCGGAAAUGCUUAUCUUGGAAAAAUAAAUUCACUGGUUUUUGAAAAAAAAAACUACCUAACAGGCUUUUUUAACUUGGCCAUCUCUGUUACACUAGUUUGUAAAAUAUUGAACGGUGUCAUUAAAAAGCGCAUAAAGCUCAACCAUUAACUGACAUAUUUUCUGCAAAAUAAACAUCUAUGCGGGAUGAACACUCUGAGAUAUGGGCACCGAAUUUUUAAGACUCUGCUUGAGUAACUAAGUUGUCUGAAAUUUACUCUUUAUUUGCCUCUCCUAUCAGGCCACGCAGACAGUCAUCUUACCAUCUGCUCCACCUCGUCCAUCAACGUGGCUUGGUUUGUCGAUAUUUACCUUCCUGUUCUGCGCUUGGCCUAUCGGAUUAGCCGCUAUGAUCUUCUCCUGCAUGGUAAGAAUUAAAAACCACUUUUACUAGACCUAUCUUCGAAAAUUAAUCUUUCUUUUGGCUGUUUUGGACCCUUCUGAUCAGUUCCCUUGGCUCGAGGCUGAUGGCUUGAUGGUGCGGAGUCGAGCCCAGAGAUUAAGAAAAUCUGCAAGCAGGCCGGGGUAGGAGUGCAAGUAUCUAACAGUUAGGAACACAUUUCUACGAUCAUGAUGGUUAUGUAUACUGUAGUAUUAGACCUCUGAUAAAAGCCUUACAACUUAUUUAAACUAGCUAGGAACCCUCUCUACAGGGUGCGAGACAACCGUUCAAACAUUAAGCCCAGACCGAUAUUAGUAACGCUAGCAGUCACGCCCAGUUGUAUGAACAAUUUGACUAUUAUUCAUUUUUCACCUCUAAUUUACUAAAUGGGUAUUUAACCUCUGAUCUUGCUUGUUUUAAAAAUACUUUUGACAGGUGGACAGUUCAUAUAAUGGCGGCGACUAUGAAGGAGCCAGAAGAAAUUCCAAGAUCGCUAUGUGGCUGAAUAUAAUUGCCCUCCUCAGUGGUGUUGGAGUCGUAACAUUUAUAGUUAUUCGUUUUGCUAUCUUAGUGAACUCAGCUGUUAACUAA
This is a messenger RNA of Porites evermanni, 11792 nucleotides long. The record is from the annotation of a GenBank genome assembly. NCBI's taxonomy places the organism in Eukaryota, Metazoa, Cnidaria, Anthozoa, Scleractinia, Poritidae.